AAGGGCAGAGGGGGAUCACACACCUAGAUGUGACCCUUCUCUGAAGGCAGGAUGGUGCUGGACUCGGGGACCCAGGCCUAUGAGCAGGCACCCCCUUCCCUCUCUGUCAUCCCCCCCACUGUUUCUCGAGUGGGGAAGAUAUCAAAAAAGAAUGGGCCACGACUGUACCCCUCUACCCGGCCACCUAUGUCAGCCCCCAGCUCCCGGAAAUCGUCCCUAGUCAUCCCAGUAAACUCCAGACCCUCUGUGUCCCAACCAUCUGGCCUGGCCUCUUCCCGCCCCAAGGUCCCAAGUUCGAAGUCUGAAAUAAGACGAUUCUCCUCAACCUCACUGAGUCAUGGUCGGAUUCGGCGUAGUGAGAGCACCUGCUCAGUUGGAGGGUACAGCAGCAAGGGAUACCUCCGGGCUGCCACUUCCCUACCCCAUAUUGCUAAAAGCAAGGCAGAGGAAGCUCGAGCAAUUAGCAAGAGCCCCUGCCUGCUGGUGGCCUUAAGACCCAACAACUUGGAGCAAGAGCGAGACCGGUUCUUUCAGUCAAGGUACACCUAUAACCCGCAGUUUGAAUAUGAGGAGCCGAUUCCUGCUGCCGUGUUGGAAAAGUACAAUGAGGCCUCGGACAAGUUCAUCCCCCAGGCGGUGAGGAUCAUUGAAGCGGUCCUGGAGAAGUAUGGCACCUAUGAGCAAUUCGAGGCAAGCACGGGAGGCCAGCUGCUGACCAAGUGCCAGAUCUGGUCCAUUGUCCGAAAAUACAUGCAGAAGGAGGGUUGUUCCGGAGAGGUGGUGGUGCAGCUGAGUGAGGACCUGCUGUCCCAAGCAGUGAUGAUGGUGGAGAACAGCCGCCCUACGCUGGCUAUCAAUCUGACUGGGGCCCGCCAGUAUUGGCUGGAGGGGAUGUUGCGACAUGAGAUAGGCACUCAUUACCUUCGAUUUAUCAAUAACACUCAGCAGCCCUGGAGCACCUCCGAUGGCCGGCGGCAGUAUGGGCUGCGGCCUGCCAACCCCACGGAAGAGGGGCUGGCCAGCCUGCACAGUGUGCUUUUCCGAAAACAGCCCUUCCUGUGGCGGGCAGCCCUGCUGUACUACACUAUCCAGCGUGCGGCUCUGAUGUCCUUUCGCCAACUUUUCCAAGACCUUGCUCAGUAUGUACAGGACACAUCGGUGCGUUGGGAGUACUGCGUGCGGGCCAAACGUGGCCAGACGGACACUUCCAAGCCUGGCUGUUUCAGUAAGGACCAGGUGUACUUGGACGGCAUCCUCCACAUCCUCCGGCACCGACAGUCUAUUGAUUUCCAUAUGCUGACUGCUUUGGGCAAGAUCUCUUAUGAGGACGUGAAUCUGCUUCAGGCCCAUGGAAAGCUGGAAAAGACGCGCAUCCCUCACUUCAUGCAGGACUUGACACGUUACCACCAGCAGCUGGAACACAUCAUCACCACCAACCGCUUGGAUGAUGCCCAGCUGGACAACCUGCUGCCAGAAUGAAGAGCUGAGAGUGGGGGUCAUGGGGUGGUGGGGUGACUGGUCAGCUGGCUGGCCAGGGAUCAGAGGAAAGGAAGAUCUUGGGUCAGCUUGACCAGUAAUGGACAGUAGCAUGGCAAACCCUUCCAUGCCCUAGCUAUUGGACAACCUGGGGUAAUGGCUGCAUAAUAUAUGCUAGAGGCCCCUCUGGUAGGGAGCCGUAGAGUCUGUCUUCCAGCUUAGAACAGGAGGGGAAUUCCUCCUAAAAGAUCAGAAAAUAUAAACUGAGGCUGCCCUA
Molecule: messenger RNA, 1753 nt
Organism: Gracilinanus agilis (Agile Gracile Mouse Opossum)
Lineage: Eukaryota; Metazoa; Chordata; Mammalia; Didelphimorphia; Didelphidae
Gene: MATCAP1
Product: KIAA0895 like
Exons: 6
Coding region: 52-1479 (475 amino acids)
Source: RefSeq, a predicted model, not a curated record